AUGGAGCCACUGCCCAGUGGCGACUGCUUCGACCCGGGUGAAUUCCUAGAUCCCGACUACCGCUGGGUAGGAAUGCAAGAAGUGGAAGUAAGAUCCGAACCUGUGGAGGAGGCAGCACCAGAAGCCAAGGAAGUCCUUCCCGGCCCAGUGGGCAGCAUUAACUCCGGAGACGCCGACCAUGACGGCAACUAUGAAGGCUUCUUCAGCUCUGUCAACCAUGAAGGCGACGUCAGGCGUGAAGGCGACAUCAACGCUGAAGGCGUGGUGAACCACGACGGCUCAGGGAACCAGGAGAUCGGCGGUGGCGUCCAGGAGCUGGGGCAGCAGCACCCUGAACCGCCACCGCAAGGGGCAGCCGUUGGGGCUCUUCCGGCCUGUGGCGGGCCUCAAGGACUCCUGCGCUCUAGGUUCACGGCGGUUCAGGUGCAGGAGCUGGAAAACGUUUUCCAGCGCACUCAAUACGUUGAUGGUCCGACAAGAAAGGAACUUGCAAGAAGCAUGGACGUGAGUGAAACCAGAGUGCAGGCUUGGUUUAAGAAUAGGAGGGCCAAGAUGAGGAGAAAUGUGAGAGCCGCACUGCUCAGAAACACCGAACCUGCUAACCUGCACCACCUGUACGUGCUAAAGCUGGACCCGUCAAACAUCAUUCUGUUGGACCAGUCCUAGAAUGCGGUCCUCGCACCGGAGCCGGGUUGGAGAUGGGUUCCGGUGUCCCUGACACCGGGCCUGCCCUCCUUGCCUCUGCCACGUUUUUCUUCUUUGCAGCUGUUUUCAAUAAAGAAAUAAAUUCUCCA
Suricata suricatta (meerkat) is the source of this 794-nucleotide messenger RNA. RefSeq names its product rhox homeobox family member 1-like. The coding region runs from base 1 to 666 and encodes 221 amino acids. Lineage: Eukaryota; Metazoa; Chordata; Mammalia; Carnivora; Herpestidae. Gene Ontology annotation, biological process: regulation of transcription by RNA polymerase II. The record is from RefSeq and is a predicted model, not a curated record. Gene Ontology annotation, molecular function: DNA-binding transcription factor activity, RNA polymerase II-specific; RNA polymerase II transcription regulatory region sequence-specific DNA binding. The transcript is spliced from 3 exons.